Messenger RNA from Oncorhynchus keta (chum salmon), 1395 nucleotides. RefSeq lists its product as uncharacterized. The record is from RefSeq and is a predicted model, not a curated record. The transcript has a single exon. Bases 1 to 1395 code for a protein of 464 amino acids. NCBI's taxonomy places the organism in Eukaryota, Metazoa, Chordata, Actinopteri, Salmoniformes, Salmonidae.
AUGGAGGAGAAAGAAAGGGGAGGGAGUGUGGACGAGGCACGGAGGAGAAAGAAAGGGGGAGGGAGUGUGGGUGAGGCACGGAGGAGAAAGAAAGGGGGAGGGAGUGUGGACGAGGCACGGAGGAGAAAGAAAGGGGGAGGGAGCGUGGACGAGGCAUGGAGGAGAAAGAAAGGGGGAGGGAGUGUGGACGAGGCAUGGAGGAGAAAGAAAGGGGGAGGGAGUGUGGACGAGGCACGGAGGAGAAAGAAAGGGGGAGGGAGUGUGGACGAGGCAUGGAGGAGAAAGAAAGGGGGAGGGAGUGUGGGUGAGGCACGGAGGAGAAAGAAAGGGGGAGGGAGUGUGGACGAGGCAUGGAGGAGAAAGAAAGGGGGAGGGAGCAUGGGUGAGGCAUGGAGGAGAAAGAAAGGGGGAGGGAGUGUGGACGAGGCAUGGAGGAGAAAGAAAGGGGGAGGGAGUGUGGACGAGGCAUGGAGGAGAAAGAAAGUGGGAGGGAGCGUGGGUGAGGCAUGGAGGAGAAAGAAAGGGGGAGUGAGUGUGGACGAGGCAUGGAGGAGAAAGAAAGGGGGAGGGAGUGUGGGUGAGGCACGGAGAAAGAAAGGGGGAGGGAGUGUGGACGAGGCAUGGAGGAGAAAGAAAGGGGGAGGGAGUGUGGACGAGGCAUGGAGGAGAAAGAAAGGGGGAGGGAGCGUGGACGAGGCAUGGAGGAGAAAGAAAGGGGAGGGAGUGUGGACGAGGCAUGGAGGAGAAAGAAAGGGGGAGGGAGCAUGGACGAGGCAUGGAGGAGAAAGAAAGGGGGAGGGAGUGUGGACGAGGCAUGGAGGAGAAAGAAAGGGGGAGGGAGCCUGGGUGAGGCAUGGAGGAGAAAGAAAGGGGGAGAGAGUGUGGACGAGGCAUGGAGGAGAAAGAAAGGGGAGGGAGUGUGGACGAGGCAUGGAGGAGAAAGAAAGGGGGAGGGAGUGUGGACGAGGCAUGGAGGAGAAAGAAAGGGGGAGGGAGCGUGGGCGAGGCAUGGAGGAGAAAGAAAGGGGGAGAGAGUGUGGACGAGGCAUGGAGGAGAAAGAAAGGGGGAGAGAGUGUGGGCGAGGCAUGGAGGAGAAAGAAAGGGGGAGGGAGUGUGGACGAGGCAUGGAGGAGAAAGAAAGGGGGAGGGAGUGUGGACGAGGCAUGGAGGAGAAAGAAAGGGGGAGGGAGUGUGGGUGGAGGCACGGAGGAGAAAAGAAAGGGGGAGGAGUGUGGACGAGGCAUGGAGGAGAAAGAAAGGGGGAGAGAGUGUGGGCGAGGCAUGGAGGAGAAAGAAAGGGGGAGGGAGUGUGGACGAGGCAUGGAGGAGAAAGAAAGGGGAGGGAGUGUGGACGAGGCAUGGAGGAGAAAGAAAGGGGGAGGGAGUGUGGGUGA